Molecule: messenger RNA, 1998 nt
Organism: Radiomyces spectabilis
Lineage: Eukaryota; Fungi; Mucoromycota; Mucoromycetes; Mucorales; Radiomycetaceae
Exons: 8
Coding region: 27-1598 (523 amino acids)
Cellular component (GO): Cdc73/Paf1 complex
Molecular function (GO): DNA binding; RNA polymerase II C-terminal domain phosphoserine binding
Source: RefSeq, a predicted model, not a curated record
UGUUUUCGCAAUCUUUUUUCUAGCUGAUGGACGAUAAUAUCGACGAUCUUAUUUUAUCUCUCGCUGAUAAAAACGGAGCUUCAGGUGGAUCCAGAGCCAAUUCUGGUUCUGAAAACGCUACGGGUCAUGUUCGUUCUUCAAAGUCGAAAUCCAAAAGUAAAAAAUAUAUCUCUGAUUCUAGCGAGGAUGAAGGCGGAUAUUCCGACGACAAUAAUAAUCAAGUAUCCGAGGAUGAAGACGAAGAUGAAGUCGAUGAAUACGGUCCCGAUCUGUAUAAAGAUGAAGAGGAUAGACAGAGACUUCUUGCUCUUCCGGAAGUAGAGAGAGAACGUAUUCUGAGCGAACGUUCGGAAGAAAGACAGAGAAACUUGGAACGACUGGAAGUGAGAAAACUGCUUAAAGAUGGACGAAGAGACGAUACAGCACGGAGAUCUACACGCGACAAGGGCACCAACAAAUCGCGAGCUUUAUCGGAAUUAACGAGACGUCGUGAGGAAAAGAAGAGUAGCCGUUCGGCCAAACGCCGCCACCGAGAAUCUCCUAGUCCUGAACGACGAAAGCGAAGACGAUCCAGUUACAGUGAUCAAAGCGAGUAUGAACAAAGUGACCAGGAAUGGGCCGAGGAAGAAGCGGCGGAAAAGAUUAAGAAGAGAGUUCCGACCUUGGAGGAGAUUCAGUCUGUCGGCUUGACCAGACAAAUGAUUGAAAAAUGGCUUUAUGCCCCCUUUUUUGAACAAACAGCGGCAGGCUGCUUUGUACGAAUCUUUAUUGGUCCCGAUCCGCAGAAAAAGAUGCAUGUGUACCGGCUCUGCCAGAUUCUUGAGAUCGUGCCAUGGCAUAAAGUGUAUAAAAUUGCGGAAGGCGUGUGGAGUAAUAAGGCAGUAAAGGUGAAGCAUGGAAAAGCUGAAAAGACUUUCCCAAUGGAUAUUGUUUCCAAUCAACCCGUCACACAGCAAGAGUAUGCACGACUUAUUCAGACCAGUGAAGUUGAGAAAGUGCGAUUACCUACGAUUGACCACGUGGAAAAGAAAUUAGAGGAUCUGAAAUAUGCGAAAGGCUAUGUGUUGAACGAUCAAGAAGUGGCGGAAAUGAUUGAAAACAAACGUGCAGUCAAAGGAACGUCAAAGAAUUCGGCGAUGGAGAAAGCUCAGCUUUUGGCCCGUUUGGAACAUGCGAAGAGCAACAAUGAAAUUGACGAGGUUACACGAAUAACGAAACAAUUGCAAGAUUUAGACGAACACACGAAUCGAUGGACAGACAGUCAGCAGAAUAUUUGGGCGGAUCUGAACAAACGUAAUAGAGAACGAGAUAGAAUUGAAGUUCAGGAAGUCGAACGACGUGAAAGCGAAGCACGACGAAAAGCGUUGUUGGCAAAACAUCGCGCCGCACAACAAUCCACGCCCUCCAAUCCUGCUCCCGUGAAAAUGAACGGAACCAAUGUCCCAAAAGCGAUCAAUACACAAGACAUCGAAAAAUCUGUGUCGAUUAGCAAAGACGCUGUGGAGAUUGGUAAAAAGUCGGCCAAGUCGGCUUAUGAAAACCUGGUGGGCAAGAUCGUCGCCGAUAUUCAGCUGGACUUCAGCGAUGAUGACGAUUAAACCCAAACAGAUAUCAGAAAAUGCAAUUCGACACUUUAGAAACCCCCCAAAACUUACAUAAACCCCAAUUCCAAAGUUCUCUUCAAGAAAAACAAAGAGUAUACUUUUAUAAAUAACAGAUCAUUUGUACAGGGUCCCAUGCAUCAAUUAGGAACGAAAGUUAUUCAUCUUCCUCUACUUGACGUUUGAAUCACCAAAAGCUCCCUCUUAUUUAAAGCAUUCCUUCCCCGCGAUUUGUCUGGCACACAUCAGAAUGUAAUGCUUGAUGCACUAUCCAAAAAGGCGCCACAAGGCUUGGCGCAGUAAACCCGUUACUCAUUGCACAUUUUUAAUGGGCGGGUUGUUUCCUUGCAAUUUGCAUGCUGUUUACUGUAUUUUGAGAUGAUCUGCGCGUAUCAAU